Messenger RNA from Melitaea cinxia (Glanville fritillary), 1770 nucleotides. Its product is annotated as arginine/serine-rich coiled-coil protein 2. The record is from RefSeq and is a predicted model, not a curated record. The coding region runs from base 119 to 1300 and encodes 393 amino acids. The transcript is spliced from 12 exons. NCBI's taxonomy places the organism in Eukaryota, Metazoa, Arthropoda, Insecta, Lepidoptera, Nymphalidae.
UAUUUGCACGGCAGCCAUAUUGUCGUAUAUAUUUUGUGAAGGAUUUUGCAGAAGACUUCUGAUCUUUUAGUAGAAAAAUAUCUUGUAAACAAUUUUCAACGUGAUUAUAAUCUAAAUAAUGGAUUCAUUGGUCGGUUACGGAAGCGACGAUGAAGUUGAGUCUGACCGCUACGUCCAACAGCCAUCGGUAAGUUUUCCAUUUCAUGAAACUAAAUUAGAUUUAGUGAGCAACGGCGGACGAAGGAAAGAACAGGACGUCAACUACGAGAGCGUAAACAUGGACAUGAGCGAGGAGUCUGGUGAGUCGGAGCCCGAGCUGCCGCCAGCGGAGCCCCAGCCGACGCGAAAGGAUUCCCGGGAUGACAGGAGGGGCUCUAACGACAGCCGCGAGCGCUCGGCGGAGAGGCGCGAGCGGCGCCGCGACCGCGAGCGGCGCUCGCCGCGCAGGGACGGCCGCGAGCGGCUUGUGUUUCACAGAGCGGAGCGAAGCCGGCGCGACGGCCCGCGACGCGGCGAGCGACCCGAGCCUAAAAUGCCAGCCCUCAUGGACCUGAAGCCACACAGCGACGCGCCGCACGACACCCGCGACGCCGCUUCGCCCCGGUUCGUGGACCGCGAUCGGCGUGACAGAGACAGGGAGCGUGAGCGUGAACGUGAACGUGAACGUGAAAGAGAUAGAGAGGGGCGGCACGGCAGAUCGGAGGAGAGACGUUCUGGCCGAGAUCGCCUAUCGGAGCGUUCCAGGUCUCGUGGUGCGGCCUUCCCGCCGCCCCAUUCAGUAUCGAAUGAUAGGCGAGGCUCUCCACCAUCAGGAGAUUACAGACCGUCCUCAUAUAAAGUUAACAAAAAGCUUGAAGUUAUGGAAAAAAUGGGUUUACAAAUCAAGACACCGGAUGGAUCAAUGGCCACCGCCCAGCAGUUGCGUGCAGCGGCUGGUGACGGCCUUCCCGCCUACUGCAACCCCGGGGCUCUCAACUCUUCAAAGAUACUCGAUCAGGUACAAAAGCGCAAGUUGCUAUGGUCAAACAAAGAAAAGAAAGUGGCAGAAGCUGAAGCGGCCAAGUGGAGCGGUGCGCGGUUCGCGCAGGACUCGGACGGGAAACAGGUGUCAAAGUUCAUGAGACUGAUGGGAAUCAAGGACCCCUCUGCCGUUAUCACAGAAACCGUCGACUCCACAGUGGACCCUAAUAAGAAGCAAGAGGAACUGUUCCAAGCAAUGCAAGCACAGUACGAAGUGGCCCGAGCGACCACGCACACUAUGAGAGGUGUCGGUCUUGGCUUCCAACGGGGCAACUUCUGAAAACUGGAAAGUUGAUACUAGCUAGUAGGAACAACUGCUAGAUACUUUACCUGAAGAAAAGCUUAAGGCUCAGUGAAACGAUAAAUAUAUUCUAAACGUGACUGUAAAAUGUGCACGCUUUCAUUUUUUAUAAGUGAACUUUUAAGCAAUAUUUUCCAAAGGUGCAAGAUUUUAGUGGAACAGUUUUAGUGCAUAGUGAAAAGUCCCUAUUAGAUUAAUUUUCUACUGUGUAUGUUUGGAACACAUAAAGUAUUUUCUUACUUCAUUGCUGUAUGCCUGUGGUCUAAUUAAUUUACAAAUUAAUUAAGUGAUAAGAGCUAAUUACAUCUGUACCAAAAUAUCGACAAUUUUUCAUUGUGUAUGCAUUAUUAAUUCUUUUUCUUUUAUGUUUAUUUACAUUGUAACUCUAUCAAACUGUUCUAAACAAAUUAAUGAUAAACACCACAAAGACUAUUAUGUUAAUUGUGUAA